UCUUAUACGUCCCUCCCCGGCAUUCGAUCUCCUUCCUCCCCCCUUCUUCUUCUUCCCCGUCGUCUCAGCUCGCCCCCAUUGACACGCAUUAUUCCCCGUUUAGAGUGCGCAUGAUGGAGUCCUACCUGGGGAAGCGCAAGCUGAACGGCAGUGGCGCACCGGCGAGCGCCGAGCGGGAGCCGUCCGGGGCGCCGGCGGGCUUCCAGGCGGUGGUGCUCGGGUACGACGACGACGCCGGGGAGGCAGGCGCGGAGGCGCGGCGGGUGGUGGGCGAGAUGGACUUCUUCAAGACGGAGAAGCGGAAGGAGGAGGCGGCCGGCCGCUCCCACUCCGCCGCCGGCGCGCCGGAUGAUCUCAGCAUGAACAAAGACGACCUGACCAUCAACAUGGGCCUGCACGUCGGCAGGAGGAAGAGCGGGAGCGAGGAGUCCAUCGUCGACGACGGCGUCUCCUCCAACGAGGUAGAUCACAGGGAGACCAAAGCUGAGGUGAGGAAGAAAUCACUCCUGCAGGGCUAG
Molecule: messenger RNA, 518 nt
Organism: Panicum virgatum (switchgrass)
Lineage: Eukaryota; Viridiplantae; Streptophyta; Magnoliopsida; Poales; Poaceae
Exons: 2
Coding region: 111-518 (135 amino acids)
Source: RefSeq, a predicted model, not a curated record